AUGCCACAGCACGACCAGGGAGACAAGAAGCGGAGGCUUCAUCACGAAGAUCUUGCCGACGCCGAGAUGACUGUAGAGGAGAAGCAGCGCGAACGCCAAAGAAGAUGGUUGGCGAACGAGAAGCGCGAUCCUAUCAGGGCGCAAGAAAUAAGGGAGAAGAACACAGCUAACAAGCGUGCAUGGCGUAAACGGAAGAAGGAGGAGAAGGAGAAGGCCGAGCAGACCGGUGACGCGGAAGUUCAAGACCAAGGUCCUCGAAAGAGGCAGCGUGUCUCGUCACAUGAGACAAAUCCUGUGGCGGAGCGCUCAGAUUCAGCGCCUGUCGAUAUUCCAAUCGACCCCGUCCUCCUUAAUGAGGAAAACGUCGCGACUAGGCCGACUCCCCGUAUCAUGCUCGAUGCGGAGGUGAUGACGGUCGUGCCCGAACCCAUUAACCCUACAUCGUCAUCCCGCAAAAGUCUAAAACCACCUCCCCUCAUGCGCGAUGUAGAGGUUAUGACCGUCAUCCCCGAACACAUUAAUCCUACGUCGUCAUCCCCCGAAAGUUCACAACAACCUUCCUCACCCAACCCAUCCGUUCCCACAAACCUCGACUCUCGUGACCUCGCAACUCCGAUUAUAGGCUCGCAGGUGCACGAGAAAUCAGAAACCAUCACAUGGUCUGAUGGAUCUAUUACCGUGCUACCGUGCAUAGUCAGGGAUGGCGUAAACGUGUGCCAGGAAGAUGCUACGACGGUGUCUUACUUUGCAACCCUUCCGGAAUCGCUUCCUGAGACGUCAAAAAACGUCGUACACUUAAAGUACAGCGACUGGCGCACCAAAAGCCGGCAACUGUGCGACGAAAUCUCUGCGGCGAUUCGGGUAAACAAGGCUGUUGUUAUUCGAAAUAUAAGUAGACCCGAGCCUGCAACUCUCGAUCUAGAUUACCUAGAAGAUCGUGGCAUGUCAGACUUGAUGCGUGUAGUCGUACAUGUUACAAUAGACGCUGAACAACGCACCAAAGAUUUUACAUAUCCGCAUCAGCACGCGACUCUCGAAGAGUUCGUGAACAACAUACACGACCCAAACAAGAUUCAAUGCAUUCUUGACGUUGCAUUUGGACAGGGAGGUCUCCCGUUAGAACUAAGCACUCUCGAUAGCGGCAUUAUCAACGGAUGGAAUCAAACCACUGUUGACUGCCCCAUUGGUGAAAAAGUCCAUCCGGACAAUUUUACCGUCCAUUCGUGGGCAUUGAUCCAUGGCCCUGCGUACUGGACACAUCCGCACCAUGACUCUGACGGAAGUCUUACUUUUGUGCAAGUCGAAACGGGCGAAAAAAAAUGGGGCUUAUGGAGACACCGUAACGAAGAUGAAAUUUCUCGUACUAAACUCUCUGAGAUAGCACCAGAGUUGACGGAUCUCUAUCGAAGCCGCAAAAAUAUCGAAGAAAGUUGGCACGGAGAGAUCGUCACUCUCUUGCCCGGUGAUAUGCUAAUACAACCACCGGGACAGUUUCACGCGGUGUAUACACCGGUAGCCUCCUUCGCCACAGGAGGGCACUUUUAUAAUUACGAAACCAUGCAUCUAACGGAACUUUCCCGUUACGUCGACCAUAAGCAAGGAAGGACCUUGACAAACCAGGUCCAUGAACACUCUCUGGAAACCUUCCAACGUAUGGUUGUCAACUUACCGCGCAUCUCGCGUCGCGUUAAUACCAACAAAUAUGUGGCCGCUGGCACCGAAAGGCCAAAGCUCAAGACGAGCACGACGAAACGAGCGAAUGAGAUUGCAAAUGCAAUCGUUAAACAUUUUUGGAAGGAUUUAAAGAACGCGACAUCUGUGUAUCGCAAGAAGCAGACGGAUGGAAGUAGUAGCCAGAUGCAUCCGGGCGAACUCGUCAGUAGAGAAGAACUGUUGAAUUGUCUAGAACGCUUCACCACCCUUAAAUUUGAAGUUAGAUUCUACGAAUUUGGAGAUUCUAACGACUUUGACGACUUUGACGACUUUGACGACUUUGACGACUUUGACGACUUUGACGACUUUGACGACUUUGACGACUUUGACGACUUUGACGACUUUGACGACUUUGAAGACUUUGACGACUUUGAAGACUUUGACGACUUUGACGACUUUGACGACUUUGACGACUUUGACGACUUUGAAGACUUUGACGACUUUGACGACUUUGAAGACUUUGACGACUUUGACGACUUUGAAGACUUUGACGACUUUGAAGACUUUGAAGACUUUGACGACUUUGACGACUUUGACGACUUUGAAGACUUUGACGACUUUGAAGACUUUGACGACUUUGAUGACUUCUGCGACUUCAAACACCCCGGUGACUUAGGGGACUCUGACGACUUCGACGACUGUAAAGACUAG
Messenger RNA from Suillus bovinus, 2364 nucleotides. RefSeq lists its product as uncharacterized. The record is from RefSeq and is a predicted model, not a curated record. The transcript has 7 exons. NCBI's taxonomy places the organism in Eukaryota, Fungi, Basidiomycota, Agaricomycetes, Boletales, Suillaceae. Bases 1 to 2364 code for a protein of 787 amino acids.